AUGGCGGUUUUGGAACUAAUUGUUUACUGGGUGGGCCUUGGCCUAGGCUUUCUAUAUACUCUGGCUCGCAGCAUUGUCGAGGCGCUCUCCAGCGGAGACACCGCAGGACUCACGCGGAUUCUCGUGUCGCUGUCGGUGGUGUACCUGGUGCUGCUGAUUGUGCAUCGCACCGUGCGCAUGCUAUGGUCAUCCUUUGUCGUGCUCUUCAAACUCGCUGUCUUGGCACUACUGCUGUCGACCGGAGUUUACGUGUACACAAACGGCGCCACUGAAACCAUGAACGCCGCCCAGGAACUGGCCCGCGACCUGUACGCGCAGGUGGGCUCUGCCUCGUCGACCCUGCAGUCGUCGUACCAGGCCCACGGCUACGCAAAGCACCUGUUCCAGCAGGCCAAAGCCGCGUUUUAG
Molecule: messenger RNA, 408 nt
Organism: Wickerhamiella sorbophila
Lineage: Eukaryota; Fungi; Ascomycota; Dipodascomycetes; Dipodascales; Trichomonascaceae
Exons: 1
Coding region: 1-408 (135 amino acids)
Source: RefSeq, a predicted model, not a curated record